Molecule: messenger RNA, 762 nt
Organism: Haemonchus placei
Lineage: Eukaryota; Metazoa; Nematoda; Chromadorea; Rhabditida; Trichostrongylidae
Source: the annotation of a GenBank genome assembly
AUGGAGCUGCACGGAAUGGGUUAUGCAGGAGUUGGAAUCGGAGUCGUGGUGCUCACUAUAAUGAGGCAUCAUGUCGGUCUUCAUCGUGGUUACCAUUAUCUCGCCAAUAUUUUCAAGCUGUACGAGGACCCGGAAGCGGUGGUCUCCUGCAAAAGCCAAUUCAAGAAAAAUGAUGUUGUUACAAUGUUUUUCUAUGGGACAGCCGUAUUCAACUUUCCGUACAGGAAGACUCAGGAAGUAAUCUCUUUGGUUGGCGCCUAUUCCAAUCCCAAGGUGUUGUUCCAAGUAGAGACGUACGCUGCUGCUCUUCGACUAGCGAUUUCGUCGGCCGGUCUUUGUGUGUGCGGGUUAUUCUGCGCAUCGUCGUUCAGGAAACGAAAUGGCAAUAGCUAUAUGAUCACAUGGAUAGCGUUCUGGUGCAAUUAUAUGUCAUGUUUCAUGUCUGUGUUUGCCGUUGUUGUUGUGCUGUCACUAUUGCGUGAGGCCAGUCCCGGUUCCUUAAUCAGCUUCUCAGUCAAUAAACAAGUGGAGAAGUCGGCGUAUGGCUACGGUAAUUUGUUGGCAAGCACCAUCAUUUUCAUGCCUUCAGUUAUACCCCUUAUCUAUUUGGUUCGGAAGGCAGUGAAAUUGAAAAAAGAUGAGAAAUUCUCAAAGCUUUUUGAGAUCGCACGAGAGCAUCCAGCAUUCCUUCGCAUCAGCGCGGAAAGCUUUUUGGGCCAGGGUAAGCUAACGUUUUACCUGCUGAUCUCAUUUCUGUUCUAG